This is a messenger RNA of Plectropomus leopardus (leopard coralgrouper), 1347 nucleotides long. Its product is annotated as hepatocyte nuclear factor 3-beta-like. The record is from RefSeq and is a predicted model, not a curated record. NCBI's taxonomy places the organism in Eukaryota, Metazoa, Chordata, Actinopteri, Perciformes, Serranidae. Gene Ontology annotation, molecular function: transcription factor binding; RNA polymerase II cis-regulatory region sequence-specific DNA binding; protein domain specific binding. Gene Ontology annotation, biological process: anatomical structure morphogenesis; cell differentiation; regulation of transcription by RNA polymerase II.
GAACAGCCAGGAUACACCGGAGCGUUACCGGCUGCCAGCUGGGGACACUUUUCGGUUUCUGUGUUUGUUGUUUUCCCGCCUCGCGUGAAGCCGUUUGGAUGAAAUAGUGUUGGAGAGUGCACGAUGCUGAGCGCCGUUAAAAUGGAGGGACACGAGCACCCGGACUGGCGCAGCAGCAGCUACUACGGAGAGACCGAGUGUUAUGCAGCGGGAAACAUGAACUCUGGUCUGUCUAUGAACUCAAUGAGCAGCUACAUGAGCGCGCCUGGCAUGACCGGCAGCGGCCACAUGAACGCGCAUUACGUGAACCCGGUAGGGGUCACUCACUCCUCGAUGCCCGUCGGGGUGCCACAGAGCACCGGUUCAAUGGUGCCGGCAGGAGGCGGGAUAACGGGCCUGAGCAGCGCGCUGCCGCCGAGCAUGAGCUCCAUCAGCCCGCCGCCGUACGGCAACAUGCCGGUGAUGAGCCCGGUGUACGGUCAGGCCUGCGGUAUCAGAUCCAGGGAGCCCAAACCGUACCGGCGGAGCUACACGCACGCAAAGCCGCCGUACUCGUACAUCUCCCUGAUCACCAUGGCCAUCCAGCAGUCCAGUAAUAAGAUGCUCACCCUAAACGAGAUCUACCAGUGGAUCACCGAUCUGUUCCCGUUUUACCGGCAGAACCAGCAGCGGUGGCAGAACUCCAUCCGACACUCGCUCUCCUUUAACGACUGCUUCAUCAAGGUGCCCCGCUUACCGGACAAACCGGGGAAAGGUUCCUUCUGGGCCCUCCACCCGGACUCUGGGAACAUGUUUGAGAACGGGUGCUACCUCCGGCGGCAGAAGCGCUUCAAGUGCGGGAAACAGGCCGGUGCAGGCGACACGGAGGCGGCGGGCAAGUCGGAGGGCGGCUCGAUAACCACCAGCAGCACCGGCUCCGACUCCCCGCACUCCUCCUCCUCCUCCCCUCCCUCCUCAGAUGUAAAGGCAGCCGGUGUGGACCUAAAAGCUCACCGGGGUGAACUGUUGCCCUCCAGCCCCGUGCGCGUGCCCUCCCCGCUCGGGCACACCCAGCACCUGUUCUCCCAUCACCACCCUCUGCUGCUGCACGAGACUGCACACCUGAAGCCAGAUCACUACCACCACCCUCACCACCACCACCACCACCACCACUACCCCUUCAACCACCCGUUCUCCAUCAACAACCUCAUGUCCGAGCCGCAGCACCACAAGCUGGAGCAGGUGUACGGAGGCUACGGCUGCCCGGUGUCCGGGGCGCUGGUUGCAGCCAAAACCGGCCUGGAACCCGCCCACACCGACACCAACUACUACCGCAGCGUGUACAGCAGACCUAUAAUGAACUCCUGA